GCGAGCCGCCGGCGGAAGUGCUGCGUCGUGCACUUCCGGGUGUUGUCUGGCCGCCGUCGCGCGUCUCGGGUCUCCCGGCCACCGCCCGGGUCGUGGAGCCAGGAGCGACGUCACCGCCAUGGCGGGCAUCAAAGCUCUAAUUAGCUUGUCGUUUGGAGGAGCAAUCGGGCUGAUGUUUUUGAUGCUUGGAUGUGCCCUUCCAAUAUACAACGAAUACUGGCCCCUCUUCGUCCUCUUCUUUUACGUCCUUUCCCCCAUCCCGUACUGCGUAGCCAGGAGACUGGUGGACGACACGGACGCCAUGAGCAGCGCCUGCAAGGAGCUCGCCAUAUUCCUCACGACGGGCGUCGUCGUCUCGGCCUUUGGGCUCCCCGUCGUAUUUGCCAGAGCGAAUCUGAUCAAGUGGGGAGCCUGCGCACUCGUCCUCACAGGAAACACAGUCAUCUUCGCCACCAUACUGGGCUUCUUCCUGGUCUUCGGGAGCAACGACGACUUCAGCUGGCAGCAGUGGUGAGAAGAGCUGCGAACUGUUGUCACAUGGACUUCUGUCGCCUGCUGGCCGUCCGCGCCCGGGAGAUGGGGACCGGGACGCUGAGUUGUGUAGCGAGUCCCCGGGGGUGUCCCACGUGCUCCCUUCUCACUCUUGUACGCCUCCUGUUUCCACGGGGACUUGCUAAGGAUUAAAAGGAUUUUUCUCUUUUGGAAAAGCUUCACUGGUUUCCCACUUCUCUAGACUGCUUUCCAUGGUGUCCUGCUGAUUCUAAAAUACCCACACGUUUUCCCCAUUCCGUUGUUUUUAAAUCAGUAUGCAAUGUUAAACCUUUUUAAGAUGUAAUAACCGUUUGCAUUGGUUUAGGAAUUCAGAACUUCUGGCUGUAUUAUGGGCUAAAGUACAUAUUUUCUCUAAAAAUCAGUUAAUCUCCAUUAUAAAAAUAUAUAUAUAUAUAUGUUAGUUUCCAUUCAGUCAGGAUGCCAUCACUCCCAGGUGAAUGCAACCAUCCAGAGCAUUGACAUACCUUAUCCACUAUUUACUCAGUGCACAGACAGCUGCAUUUAUACCUCAGGGGGGCCGAGUAAUACUGCCCAUGCCCUCCAUAAGGGUUGCUGGUUUUAUGAGUAGACAGGUGUUUUGUGACUUGAAAAUUAUUUUAUGGAAUUGCUACAAAAGAGUGCUUGUCUCCUCAAUCGUUAGAAUUUAUGUUAAACUUUGAGGUACAAGUGUAAAACAAGUCUGGGGAUACAGUUUAUAUCUGUGUGUAUUACAGUUAAAGCAAGUGAGUUGCUGUGUGGGAAGCAGCAAAGCUGAAAUUCGGCCAUUUGAAUGCCGCUUCUGUUUAUAAGUGACAAGUCUGAGCUUCUGUCAGCCUCUUGUGGUUCGGAGGGUGACAUGGACAUGCAUGGGACAGUCGUGUGUUUGCAUUGUAGAUACUCAAAAACUCCCCCGCUUCCUCCUCUUAACUUAUUUUGUACAUUGUAUAUAUUGUCAGAGAUCUUUUCAAAUAUAGUUUAAUAGCAUCUAGAAAUGUUUGACUACUAGGAAAACGAUUGCUACGCCAUACAUUCAGAGUGCCCCCUCCCCCUCAAGGCCUUGACUCGAUUCACAAGUGACUUGUUAGUCUUGCAGGUAAUCCAGGGACAGACAGUUAUAGGACUCGGACCGUGAGAGGAGCAGUCCCCAGAGGUUAGAGCGUGUGUAUUUCAAAAACACUUAAGACAGGCUUCCUGAUACCUCUUAGUUGAGGUCUGGUUUCAUCACGAUAGAUCUGCUGUUGUAAAGGUAUUUAUUGUAUGAAUUAAUACAGAGUAGCCAAAUCCAGCUGUGUCACAGCUUCAAACUCAAACCCGACCAAAAACUUCCCAAAGUGGCCAGGCAUGACCAAACGGUAGCGGUCCUUCGCAUCUUCGAUUCUCAGUACGUAACUCAAGAGCUGGUUAUGAAAAUGUUCGCGUUGAUCCGACAGUAUUUUGUGAGGACAUUUGUAUGUUUCUUCAGCCUGCUUAUAUAAAGAGAAGUGUUCUGCCUUUAGCUGAAAAUGAGUAACCAUGACAACUGUCUUUUGUUGUUUUCUAGGGUUUUCUCAAAAAGGAAAAUGGGACCACAUACGUAAUUUGUUCAGCUUUUUUACUUAAAGAUGCCCAAAGCUGCAGUUUUGAUUUUGUUUUGUUUGACCUAACCCAUGUUGGAUUACCACUGGCUGUGAGAUGGGAAGCAGUGUGGCUGUGCCAUUUGUGGGUUAGACCAAAUGUGGCUCACUGGGUAAUGCUGAUGGAGGUGUGUGUGUACACACGGUCAGAGCUGUGCCGGUGAUCAGGAUGGAGUGGGAGGCUCCUUCUCAGGUCCUUCCCCAUUUUCUGUUCCUUCACAAACGCAAUGCUGUGCGCGCGCGUGCACGCGCGGCCACAGACUCCUUUUCUAACAGCUGCGUUCUUUCUGGGUACUAAUUUUAUCAGCAGCAUUGUGUGUCUGACCAGGACACUGGCUUCAUAGUCCCAUCUCUGGUUUCUAGACUAGUUACUUACGAGUUUUUCAUGAAUAUGCACCAACACGACAUUGCCAUUCUGCUGUGGAGAGAAAGAAAACUUUUGAUGAUGAGACAAUAAAGAUUUUAAAUAUCCA
This is a messenger RNA of Peromyscus californicus insignis, 2617 nucleotides long. It is a transcript of the gene Leprotl1, whose product is annotated as leptin receptor overlapping transcript like 1. Lineage: Eukaryota; Metazoa; Chordata; Mammalia; Rodentia; Cricetidae. The record is from RefSeq and is a predicted model, not a curated record. The coding region runs from base 119 to 514 and encodes 131 amino acids. Gene Ontology annotation, biological process: negative regulation of growth hormone receptor signaling pathway; late endosome to vacuole transport via multivesicular body sorting pathway. The transcript has 4 exons. Gene Ontology annotation, cellular component: endosome.